AUGAAAGAAGCCAUGCCGGUUCUAACAGCAGGAGCAGGGCUUCACGAAACGCUGGCCCUGCUGACCUCUCAGCUGCGGCCCGAUGCCAACCACAAGGAGGACAUGGUGUUCCUCAAAGACGUGUUCAGUGAGAGAAGUCUGGGAUACCUUAUGAAGAUCCAUGAGAAGCUGAGACAGUAUGAGAGACAGAGUCCGGCACCUGUUCUCCACAGUGUUGCUUCUCUGGCAGAGGAUGUGGCGGAGGAUCUGCAGGGUGGACCGAUGAGCAAUGAGGAGAAGGAGCUGCUGCACCUGUUGACGUCACCACAUCUGAAGGCUGUUCUCUCAGUGCACGACACUGUGGCUCAGAAAAACUUUGACCCCGUGCUGCCGCCGCUGCCCGAUGACUUCGAGGACGAGCUGGAAGAGGAGUCAGUGAAGAUUGUCAGACUGGUGAAGAACAAGGAGCCUCUGGGAGCCACCAUCAGGCGGGAUGAAGCCACUGGGGUCGUGCUGGUCGCUCGGAUCAUGAGAGGAGGUGCAGCUGAUCGAAGUGGUUUGGUCCAUGUCGGAGAUGAACUCAGGGAGGUCAACGGUGUCUCUGUGAUCCACAAGAGACCUGACGAGAUCAGUCAGCUGCUGUCCCAGUCCCAGGGCUCCAUCACUCUCAAGAUAAUCCCUGCUAUUAAGGAAGAGGAUCGACUGAAGGAGAGCAAGGUGUAUAUGAGAGCCUUGUUUGACUACAUCCCGCUGGAGGACAAGGCCACGCCCUGCCAAGAGGCGGGACUUCCCUUCAAACGAGGAGACAUCCUGCAGGUCGUGACGCAGGACGACCCCACGUGGUGGCAGGCCAAACGCGUUGGAGACAGCAACCUGCGGGCCGGACUCGUCCCGUCCAAACAGUUCCAGGAGAGGCGACUGGCCUACAGGAUCAAAAUGGGCACACUCCCGAAUCCAAAAUCCCCUAAAAAGCCUGUCUACGACCAAGGAUGUGAUAAAGAGGACUGUGACUGUGAGGGCUAUUUCAAUGGACAGUACAUAGCUGGUUUACGGAGGAGUUUCAGGCUGAGUCGUAAAGACAGACAAGGAUCCUUAGGAGAGGGCUCUGAUCCCGGAGACUCUGACUACCUGACCUACGAGGAGGUGACCCGCUACCUGUGGAGGCCCAAUGAGAGGCCUCGUCUGGUGGUUCUGAUCGGUUCUCUUGGAGCACGGAUCAAUGAGCUCAAACAGCGGGUGAUUGCUGAAAACCCACAUCGUUAUGCUGUGGCUGUACCGCAUACCACAAGGCCCAAGAAACCCCACGAGAAGGAGGGAGUGGAGUACCACUUUGUCACAAAGCUGCAAUUUGAUGCAGAUGCUUUGAACAACAAGUUCAUAGAGCACGGUGAAUACAAGGAGAACCAGUAUGGCACCAGUAUAGAGGCGAUCCGCUCUGUACAGGCCAAGAAUAAGAUGUGCGUAGUUGACGUGCAGCCUGAGGCUCUGAGGAGGCUGCGGACAGCAGAGUUCAAGCCUUAUGUCAUAUUCGUCAAACCUCGUGUUCCUGAGAGCAGGCGACGCCGCAGUGCUACCACCUCGCCAGCAGGGGGAGACCACAGUCGCGUUACAGAUGAAGACCUGCAGGAGAUGCGUCAGUCUGCCAUUCAGAUCGAUCAGCAGUAUGGACACCUGGUGGACCGGGUCCUCAUCAAGGAGGACUCAGCCAGUGCCUGUGCAGAACUCCGGGGUAUUUUGGAGAGGCUGGAGCGAGAAUCCUUCUGGGUGCCUCUCAACUGGGUGCGGACCUAA
Messenger RNA from Limanda limanda (common dab), 1770 nucleotides. RefSeq names its product MAGUK p55 scaffold protein 3a (gene mpp3a). NCBI's taxonomy places the organism in Eukaryota, Metazoa, Chordata, Actinopteri, Pleuronectiformes, Pleuronectidae. The transcript has 18 exons. The record is from RefSeq and is a predicted model, not a curated record. Bases 1 to 1770 code for a protein of 589 amino acids. Gene Ontology annotation, molecular function: protein binding. Gene Ontology annotation, cellular component: plasma membrane; cell-cell junction.